GGUUGUGGUCAUUGUACAAGACGAGUCAGUUUCAUUAAAUAAACUGCUACAGUGUACAUGUGUAACUUUGACAUUUCACACGUGUUCACUUUAUCUUUGCUGCAGGUUCUGCGGAAAUUCGUUUAUGAUGCAAGAUAGCGGUGUUUUAGUUUGUUUAAGCCUUUUGAGUGUAGGCGUUGUCAUUUAACCACAGUACUGUCGACUGUUAGUUUUGAACUUAGUUACGCGUUAUUCGAGUAAACUGAGCGUAGAAGUGAACAGGAUCAUAAUUCUACGUAAUAAUUGUCCGCAAUAUUUGAUAGUACCAUGCCAGUAACAACAAAGUUGAGGCAGUCUGCAAAUCCUGUCGAUCAGGCAACUUUGCCGAUAAACGAACGAAUUUUGAGAGAAUGUCAUAACCUAUAUACCGACCCUGACAAAGGAUUAAUUAAAAUAGCAGAGCAGUUUGGUCUAAAAUUAUUAGCUCCAAGAAAAAAAAUUAUUGUCCUUUUAAUAGGAAAUCAUUCAGCAGGAAAAUCAUCCUUCAUAAAUUGGUACAUUGAGGAACAUGUUCAGAAAACUGGUGUGGCAAUUGAAACACAAGGUUUUGUGAUUGUUACAAGCGGCAGGAAACGAGAGACUCUCAUGGGUAAUGCUACUCUGCAUUUGUACCCACAUUUCAAACCAUUGCAACAUAUACCAGGUGUUGUGGACUUCUUAUCCACGGAGAUAUCAACUUCAAAGCAGAAAAAAUUUAGCCUUGUCACUUUUGUGGACACUCCGGGUCUUGUGGAUGGUGGGAUGGAGUACCCAUUUGAUGUUAAUGAGGCUGUAUUGUGGCUAGGAAAGAUGGCUGAUUUGGUGUUCGUUUUCUUUGACCCAAUUGGCCAGGCACUUUGUAAAAGAACUCUCAACCUAGUUGAGGCCUUAAAUAAAACCCAAACAGAAAAAAUGCGUUUUUAUUUGUCCAAGGCAGAUGAUGCUGGGGAUGAGUCUGAUCGACAAAGAGUAAUGAUGCAGAUUGUUCAAGAAUUGUGUAAGCGGCCUGGUCUGAAUAGGACUGGAUUUGACAUGCCGACUAUUUACAUACCAGAAUUAAACAAGCAGCAGACAAGAUGUGCCAACCAAAUUGAGAAUGUGUGCAAAGACAUAGAACGCACUAUUAAUCAAACUAUACAAAAUACACUGAAUACUUUAGAGAAAGACUGUGAAGCUAUUUCAAAGCUUGUGUCUGAACGACUCCAGAAAGAUGAAGAAGAUCGUAAUUUCAACUACAGAACUUCUGGCCGUGCUUUCUUAUUGGGCUCUACAGCAGCAUUUGUUCCAUUUCUUCUUUUUAUUAACAUGGUGAUAUCACUACUAGGAGAAAAGAGAAUAAAAUCUCUCAUUGGCAGUGAGAAAGCUGAUAGUUUACUUCACUACAUGUCACCAGUACGUAUGCUGUGGUCAUUUGUCCCAGAGCACCAUCAGUGGAAGCUACUUAUAGUUUUUGUCCUGAUGUCAAUUGCUCUCUUCUUCCUGACUAAAUGGUCUAUUGGUCUUCGUCCAACUUUGUCACGUAAGCAGAAAAAUUACUUCACGGAUGUCAGGAACCAUGUGGAUAAGGUAGUUGCAGUUCGGAAGCAAGAACUUUAUCGUGAAUAUUUGAUGCAAAGUGUUGGAGACCAAGAUAUGUAGAGAACAUAAUUUUUUAAAUCAUGUGCAAAUGUCAGUUUGUAUUGGUUUAGAAUGUGUGAAAUUAACAGCGCUAAGAACAGUGCUGCAGUAUGAGCUAUCAUUAUGUUAUGUUACUGAGGUAUGCAGAAGAUUGUUUCUGGGGAAAAGAUUUUUGUACCCACUUAAGUAUAUGCAUUUAGGUUCACAUUUUGCCUUCCAUGCAGUAAGCAUGUAUUACUAUAAAAAUAAAAUGAAAGCUUAUUGAAGCACACGACUGUGUCUUACAGUCUUGUAUGCAAAGAAAUUGGCUGAAGUAGCAAAAUGGAUCAAUGUUCCUAUCUGAUUCUGUGCUAUGUUUGACUGAAUGUCAUAAUCACAAAAAAUGUGAUUAUCUGAAACAACUGACUUCCAUGACAAAAUUUAUUUCAAAAUAGCAACUGAAAGUAAAGUAUGCUAGUUUUAAAUUCAAGUCAUAAUUCUGUCAUUUUGUUUGAACAACACAGAAAUGGCUGCUUACAAGAGGCAUUCCAUUUAGUGCUUUGUUAUUAAACCAUUAGUUUAAAGAUAAAACAGUGUAUUCUGUAUUUUAAGUAAAAUAUCUGUUCUGCUUUAGUACGAAGUUUGUCAUUUUAAAAUGAAUUGCAUUUUAUUGUUACAAUUAGCCAGGUGUUAUACAUCAUUUAUUUGUAAUUACAUUUUCCCUUUUUUCUAUAGAAUGUUUAUUACAUUGUUAACUCAAAACUGUGUGUGAGUAUUUAGUUUCAAGUGAAAAUGUAUUAAUGAGGUGCUACACUAGUGCAUUGUUAUAAUGUCCAAAAUGUUUACUCAGAAUGUAAUUUUGUACUACAGGUGUGUGAGUUAAAUGAAUCCCUAUGUUGAAAAUCACUUGUUACAAACAACAUUUUAAAAUGAAACUAUCCUUGUAUAUUUUCCUAUUUUUGUAUGUAUACAGCAAGAGGAAAAUAAAUUAAGUCAAAACCUCCUAAGGAUCUUGAUGUAAAAGUGUGCUGCUAUUUUCAAACUUAGUUUUGCAGUUGCUAUGGUAAUGUUUUAUGAUGUGGUUUAUAUGAAAUUGUGUUUUGCAACAAUUUAAAUUUGUGUAAUUGGUUCUGAAAAAUGCCAUAUAUAUUUCAUUGUGUUAGAUCCUGAUAAUAUAUAGCAUGAUUUCUUUAAAGUAGUAUGGUAUUUAAAUUUUCAUUUCAAAUUCCUGAAACGUUCUGUAUUUUUGUAUCAUCUGACAUACUAUUGAAAACUUCAUAAACUAUUAUUCAGUAUGAAAUAUCCCCAGCAAAAAUAAGAAUUAAAACAAAUUCAAUUACAGGAGUAUGAAGUGAAGUCUGAAACACACAAGGAAGGUACAAACAAAUGAAGAAGAUGUGAUAAAGGACUGCAACCAGGUUGAGGGGAGAGAGACUAAUUGAGGUUGCUAAUGGUUGCCUAAAACACACAUUAUUAAUAUCAUUGCUACUACUAAUACUACUGUAUUUCAGCCUAUCAUUCGAAACCUACAAUUACCCUUUUCGCAGCAUCACCAAGUCAUCAUCAGAUUAUCUGUUUGCAAAGAAAGAGAAAGGUGGUAGUAAAAUACUAGAUAACUAAAUUCCAAAUCCAAUUAUUUCUGUAAGCAACUAUACAUACUUGAAUAUGUUCCAAAGUAACUUGUCGAUUCAAUAGGUACAAAGAGACACUCCCUACAAACGUAUCAGCUCACUGACUGUUGAAACUGAAAACUGUGGUUAACUACAUAAUAGUAUCAGGCUCUUUACUCUUAAAUCACAAAUAUAAGAUUAAAAUAUUCACAAUGUAAAAGUGACUGAAAUAAAAACUUCCCAAAGUGAAAGGUUGUAAAAAACCUUAAAUCCUGGAGUAGAUUUAAGUGAUUGCUUGUUUUUUCCCGCUCGCCACCCGAGAGAGGAACGGUAGAAAGACAGCUUGAAGGUGGUUCAUUGAACCCUCUGCCAGGCACUUAAUUGUGAAUAGCAGAGUAAUCACUUAGAUUUAUAGAUAAGCUAGAAGUAAAUUAGAAGCAGGUUAAAUGAGAUCUGCCUGCAGUUGUCAACUGUAGCAGCCUAAUAGCUGCUGGCUGCCACAUGUGUCAACUAAACAGUCAGUAAGAAAGAACUGAGAAAUCAACUUACUGUGAGACAAGUGUGAGCUGAUAGGAAAGGGAGCCUCAACAAAUGGAAAAAGGGGAAAAAAAAAACAGAGAAAAGAAAUGAUCAUUGAUCAUGGUAUUAUUGGCUGGGAGACCCUGUUUGGCUGCCUGGUGCAAGUUUCUAUUUGACACCACUUUAGCGACUUGCAUGUUGAAGAUGAGAUGAAAUGAUUAAGACACGACGAACACUCAGUCCUGGGCUGUAGGAAAUCUCCAGCCCUGCCAGGAAUUGAACUGGGAGCUCAUAAUCUACAGGUAGUGAUGCUAACCAAUAGACACGAGCUGCUGGCAAGAGAGAUCAUAACAAAUCAGACACCACUUCGACAAAGGCUUUGUCAUGGUAAUUGCUUUGUUCAUUUACCAACUUCUGUGGGUACUUUUCCAAAUUGGUAAACAUUUCAAUUAUGUCCAAAUGGCAUCCUUUAUGACCAUAACAUGAUGUUCCUUUAUGAAGACAAGAUAAUGUCAAGGUGUUGAUCUAGGCAUCCUACUU
Messenger RNA from Schistocerca nitens (vagrant locust), 4283 nucleotides. RefSeq names its product sarcalumenin-like. The transcript is spliced from 11 exons. NCBI's taxonomy places the organism in Eukaryota, Metazoa, Arthropoda, Insecta, Orthoptera, Acrididae. Gene Ontology annotation, molecular function: GTPase activity; GTP binding. The record is from RefSeq and is a predicted model, not a curated record. The coding region runs from base 307 to 1656 and encodes 449 amino acids.